Molecule: messenger RNA, 2331 nt
Organism: Adineta steineri
Lineage: Eukaryota; Metazoa; Rotifera; Eurotatoria; Adinetida; Adinetidae
Source: the annotation of a GenBank genome assembly
AUGAAUGAUAGAAUAACGUGGCCAGUUCAGUCCACAUUAGUACAAUUAACAAUUCGAGAUUGUACUUAUCGAACAUAUUGUGUUAUUCUUAGUAAUUCAUCUAAUUUAAGAAUAUUCGUAAUGAAUGAUUGUGAUAUGAAUGAUAUGAAUCAAACUGUUUUUCCAUCUUCAUCUAAUAUAUAUCACUCUGCAAAGAGACAACGUAUAACCACUGAUUACACAGCAUUAUAUCCACAAUUGACUUCAUUGACUAUUGGCGACUGUCGACUAGGUAUCGCACAGCUCGAAUUUCUUCUUUCGUUGACACCAUCACUUGUUUACCUGAAAAUGGUUUCACGUAGAUCUCAAUUUGAUUCAAUAUUCGAUGGUAAUUAUUGGGAACAACUUAUCUCAAUGAAAUUACCACUAUUGAAUAAAUUUGAAUUUUUAUUUACCUAUACUGAUAAAGAGUGCGAAAGUUGCACUGGUAUUACCUCACUUAUUUUGCCAUUUCAAACUUCGUUUUGGCUCGAUACUAAACACUGGUAUGUUACUACCGAUUAUAUUCUACCGCAAUCAAAAAUUAGACUCUAUACCAUACCAAACAACAGCGCUAAUCAUGAAAUGGGAAAUGUUACAUUAACAGGAUCAUCUACGGGGUCUAUACACUGCUUGCUUGUGCCUUCGAGAGAAAAUAUGUCCAAUGAUGCUGAAGCAAAUACAAUGACUACACUUAAUCUUUCAAACAAUAAAAUUGAAGACAAUGGAGCACGACAGUUAGCUGAUGCAUUACGAGAUCAUCAAACUCUCACUAUAUUGGACCUCUCGAAUAAUAAAAUUGGAAAUGAUGGAGCACAAUAUCUUUACGAUGUUCUCGGAGGAAACAAAACGAUCAUAGAAUUAAAUCUGUCGGAAAAUGAAAUUGGAGACAAAGGAGCACAAUAUUUAGCUGAUGCAUUGCAAAAUAAUAAAACUCUUACUUCGUUGAUACUGGGAAUUAUUGACGAGCAAAACGAGUAUCGCCGGAGAAAACGUCGAGAAGAAAAAACUUACGACUGGGAGGAACGUUAUCUCGAUUAUAGAAACCAAAUUGGAGAUAAAGGAGCAGAAUAUUUUGCUAAUGCAUUAGAAAUGAACACAACGCUGACUACAUUAGAUUUAACAUGUAACCGAAUCGGUGAUAUUGGCACAGUAUAUCUAGCGAAUGUGUUAAAAAAGAAUACGUCUCUUAAAACAUUGGUACUUUCAAAUCAAUGUAAAGAGAAUCAAAUCGGAGAUAUCGGAGCACAACAUUUAGCUUAUGCAUUAAAACAAAAUCAAACAUUAAUUGUGCUGGAUGUUUCUGGGAAUCAAAUCGGAGAUAUUGGUGCACAAUAUUUUGCUGAUGCUUUACAGAAAAAUCAAACACUGAGUACUCUCAAUCUUGAAUUAAAUGAGAUAGGAGAUAAUGGUAUACAAUAUCUAAAUGAUGCUGGACGAAAUAGCAAAACACUAAUGAAAUUGCAAUUAGAAGGUAAUCUUGGUAAUAAUUGUGCAGUUGUUAGUGCAGUUAUUCAAAUACGAAACGACAAAACACUUACAAAACUGAAUCUUCAAUCAAAGAAUAUUGAUGACAAUCAAAUAAAAUAUUUAGCUGAUACAUUACUCGGCAACGAAACAAUCGUUGAACUUGAUCUCUCAAAAAAUAAGAUCGGAGAUGUUGGAGCACAAUAUCUUUAUGAUGCUCUCAAAGACAAUAAAACACUUACGCAGUUAGACCUCAAAGGAAAUAUUAGUUCUUAUUGUAACGCAGUUGGUGCAGCAGUUAAAAUACGCAAUGAUAAAAAAAAUUCCGAAAUGUGGUUUUCUUCGGACACUAUUGAUGACAAUGGAACAAAAUUGUUAGCUGAUGCACUGCGUAACAACGAAAUGCUAGCUAAACUAUGUCUUGGAUCAAAUCAGAUUGGAGAUAUUGGAGCAAAAUAUUUAGCUGAUUUGCUACGAAUUAACGAAACAAUAACCGAAUUAGAUCUUUCACACAAUCAAAUUGGAGAUGAUGGAGCACAAUAUUUAGCUGAUAUAUUAAAAUAUAAUACAACAAUCGCUGCAAUCAAUCUUUCGCAAAAUGGAAUUGGAAAUAGUGGAGCACAAUAUUUCGCUGAUGUAUUACGUGACAAUACAACAUUAACCAGACUGAUACUCAGUAAUUGGUCUAAAGAAACAAAUCAAAUCGAUGAUAUCGGAGUACAAUAUUUAGUUGAUGCCUUACAAAACAAUAAAACACUUAUACAACUUGAUUUAUCUAAUAAUAAAAGUUCUUAUGGUGCAGUUUUCGGAGCAUCGAUUCGAUUACAGAACGACAUAGUGAUAUAA